AUGGCCGUCGUAACUAGCAACGGGAAGCGCCGCCAUCAUUUGCUCUCCGCGAAUCACCUCUCUCCAUCUCCCAAUUCCAAAAGGCUCAGAGUUUCAACAACGUCCCAAAAUCACGUGCAGUCCUUGUUAUCCUCGAAUAGUAUCGUUUCCAGAAUUUCUAAGUAUCCUGAAGUCAAGCCACCCCUGCGAAGGGAGGUUCAUGCCCCGUGUAGACCUCCUAAGUUUGCUUUUCCGACCUUUAAUAGAAUGGAAUCGAGCUUCAAUGCUAGUAGUAGUUAUUAUAAUAGAAAGGAAGAGGUUGUUAACAACACGGGCAACAUGCUAAAUGAAAAGUAUCAAAGGGCGAGAAGUUCUGCGUUGGAUAGCCUUUUGUUUAGGGAAAAGACGUUGUAUAGCAUUAGGUUUGGGGAAAAGGGUAAGGAGGUGAUAGAAGUGGAUGAUGAUAGUCCCAAGGGUAUGGUUUCCGAAGAUUCGGGUGUGGAGGAGGUUCGUUUUGGGGAAGAUGGACGAGAAGCGCGGUCUGUAGUGACGGAGAACCAGUGGCAAAGAGUGACGGAGAACAAGUGGCAAGAGAGUGCUUUGGUUGUGACUGAGGUCAAGGAUUUGGACACUAAGGAUGUGCGUGGUGGCCCUCAGCAGCAGUCAACUUCAUCUGUGAUUUCUGAGUUGACUAACGGAGAUUUGAAUGUUGUGAAUGCUGUGAAGAUGUUGGAUACUCUGUCCUUAACUCCGGAGCAUGAUCUUUCUAGUGUUCAUGCCUACAAGAAGUUGCUUGAGGCUGUUGAGAAGCGCUCGGAUACCAUUAAGAGGCUGUCGGCUGAAAUUAAGCUUAGUGAGAAGCGGAGGUUCACAUUUGAACUGUUGCGCCCCAAGAAGGAACUAGUAGAGGAAGUACCAUUGGAACCUUUUAUUCCUCUUACUGAAGAGGAAGAAGUUGAGGUUGCACGUGCCUUUACUGUCAACAGGAGAAAGAUCUUGGUUGCCCAUGAGAAAUCUUGCAUUGAGGUGUCAGGAGAAAAAUUUCAAUGCCUUAGACCUGGUGCAUGGUUAAAUGAUGAGGUUACCCAGUUUGCUUAUUUGAUCCUAACCUUACCUUUGCAGUUAAUAUGUGGCAAGAGUGGUUAUGAUUUCAAAUCUGUGAGGAGAUGGACCAGCCAAAAGAAAUUGGGAUAUGGCCUGCAUGAAUGUGAUAAAAUAUUUAUACCUAUCCAUAAAGAGAUCCAUUGGUGCUUAGCUGUUAUCAAUAAGAAAGAUAAGAAAUUUCAGUAUUUGGACUCACUUAGAGGAACAGAUAACCAAGUGAUGAAAGUUCUGGCUAGGUAUAUUGUAGAUGAAGUAAAGGACAAGUCUGGAAAAGAUAUUGAUGUAAGUUCUUGGGAAAAAGAAUUUGUUGAAGAUCUUCCUGAGCAGCAGAAUGGGUAUGAUUGCGGGGUGUUUAUGAUCAAAUACGCUGACUUCUAUAGCAGAAACUUGGGACUGUGUUUCAACCAGAUUGUGGACUGGACUGAUUAUACACGUCGUCCUGAUAUCCAGAGCCCUCGUAUCAGGAGAAUUGAGAGCAGUGAAGAGAACGGGGUAUUAAUGUGGCUUUUAUUAUUACUUCGAUUUUAUGUGAAGCAAUGUUAUGCAGCAUUUUAG
Sphenostylis stenocarpa is the source of this 1638-nucleotide messenger RNA. The record is from the annotation of a GenBank genome assembly. Lineage: Eukaryota; Viridiplantae; Streptophyta; Magnoliopsida; Fabales; Fabaceae.